Molecule: messenger RNA, 1400 nt
Organism: Xiphophorus hellerii (green swordtail)
Lineage: Eukaryota; Metazoa; Chordata; Actinopteri; Cyprinodontiformes; Poeciliidae
Gene: cdx1a
Product: caudal type homeobox 1a
Exons: 3
Coding region: 128-805 (225 amino acids)
Biological process (GO): animal organ morphogenesis; cell differentiation; regulation of transcription by RNA polymerase II
Cellular component (GO): nucleus
Molecular function (GO): RNA polymerase II transcription regulatory region sequence-specific DNA binding; DNA-binding transcription factor activity, RNA polymerase II-specific
Source: RefSeq, a predicted model, not a curated record
UGUAUCCUCACCGCUCAGUUAUAGCCCCGGACUAAAGCCUGCUGGAUACAAACACAGCAGCCGAACAUGCGCCUGGAGGCCUGAUUCACCUGAGAUCCGACCCCUCCUGUCGAGCGAGGACUCCGGCAUGUACCCCAACUCCCAGCCGGUGAGGCACCCGGCUCAGACGCUGUCCCUGCACAGCCAGUACCUUCCGCCUGCUUAUGAUUUUCCAGGCUACCACCACGCCGUUUCGGGGAUCGCCGACCCGUCGACGACCACCUGGAACCCCGUUUACACCCCACGGGAGGAAUACCCAUUCAGCUUCCCCAGCCCCAGCGCGGGGCAGUCGAACUACAUCUCCCCGGAAUACAACAUCGCCCCCUCAGCCGCUGGAGGAGGAGGGUCUCUCACCCCUUACAUCUCCCAGGACCCCUUCAGCUCCAGGAGGAGACCACCUGAGCCCAUCAGACAGCCUUUUUCAGUUGGAAAGACUCGGACAAAGGACAAGUACAGGGUGGUGUACACAGACCACCAGCGGCUGGAGCUGGAGAAGGAGUUUCAGAGCACCCGCUACAUCACCAUGAGGAGGAAGUCCGACUUGUCAAUGGCUCUAGGACUCUCCGAGAGACAGGUGAAGAUCUGGUUUCAAAACAGACGUGCAAAAGAAAGAAAGAUCAACAGGAAGAAGCUGCAACAUUCCCAGCAAGCCUCCACAACGACUCCCACCCCACCUGUUCUCAGUGCCCUCACUGAGGCCCAUGUUACCUCCAGCCCCGGCGCUAGCACCAGCAUGCUGUCGGACAUAAAAACAGAGGAGUACUAGCUGGAUUCCUGAUCUGAGACAGCGAGCGUGUCCGGAAUGUAAAUAGUAUUUUGUUUUGAUGAGUUCAACACAGAGUGAUUAAUCGUUCAUAUCGCUGAUGCCUCAAAUAAAUUUUUUACAAUGUGAAGCUACACUGUAAAACCUUAAAAAUCAUUCACAUUUUGUACAAGUAUGGACUAUUGUCAGAUCAACACAUUAUCUAUUGUCAAUUUUAGAGUCUAUAUAAUGCUGUGAAAAAAUAUUUGCCCCCUUACAAUUUUCUGCUGGGUUUUUAUUUGUUUUUCUUACCGGAAAAUCAAACACAUUUUAAUUCAGACAAAGGGAACACGAGUUAAUAUAAACAUUUAUUUCAUUUAUUUUAAAAUAAUGUUUUCACUUGUAAAGGAGAAAAAAAACUAUGCAAAACAGCCUGCCCUUAUGUGAGAAACAUGACCCAAUAUGUUUUACCUCUGAGGAGAUUUAAAACAAAUAAAGUUAUUGACAUUCAUCAUAUCUGAAAGUAGUAUCAUGUUUAAAGUAUUUUUUUUUUAAGUUUUGUGACUCCAUCAAACCACAGUGAGUGCCUACAAUGCCUCGUCCAGACUGUCAAAAAAAA